Molecule: messenger RNA, 7587 nt
Organism: Salpingoeca rosetta
Lineage: Eukaryota; Choanoflagellata; Craspedida; Salpingoecidae
Product: spectrin
Exons: 7
Coding region: 1-7383 (2460 amino acids)
Biological process (GO): actin cytoskeleton organization
Cellular component (GO): cell junction; cortical actin cytoskeleton; cell projection
Molecular function (GO): calcium ion binding; actin filament binding
Source: RefSeq, a predicted model, not a curated record
AUGAGCGAGAAGGAAAGCACGGCGGCCACACCAGGCCAGCCAGUCGCCAGUGAAACUGCGUCCGAAAGAGAAGCGAUUGCUUCCAGUACGGUAAGCUUGCUGGGCAGCGUGGAGCAGAUUGCCGCCAGAAGACAGGCUGUGCUGAAGCGAUGGUCCGAGUUCAAGGAAGUGGCCGCACAGCGCCGCGCCAAGCUUCAAGACAGCAAGAAGCUCCAGCAGUUCAACCGAAACUGUGAGGAGCUUGAGGCAUGGAUUGCCAGCAGGCUCAAAAUCGCCUCAGAGGAGGCCCACAAGGACCCAACCAACCUGCAGGCAAAAAUCAAGAAACACAAGACGUUUGAGGCCGAGAUACACGCCAACGAGAACGCGCUGUCCACAGUCAAGCUCUCCGGGCAUGAACUGAUCAACCACGGCCACUACGCCGCUGACGCCAUUGCCGCCAAAAUCGAGUUUGUGGAGGAACAGUGGGCGCUUCUGCUCGAACGCAGCAAGCUCAAGGCACGCAAGCUGCAAGAGGCGCAGGCUCUCCUCGCCUUCAAGCGCGAGGUGGACGAGGUCGACGCUUGGAUUCAAAGCAAGGCCGAGAUUGCCAGCUCCAAAGAUGUGGGCAAGGACCUGGAGCACGUGGGCAUGCUGCAGAAGAAAUUUGACGAUUUCACCAACGAUUUGACUGCCAGUGACGUGCGCGUGGACGCCGUGAACAAGAUGGCCGUUGACCUCAUUCGCCAAGGCCAUCCAGAGCAAACGUUUAUUCAACAGCGCCAGCAGGCGAUCAACGACGCGUGGGCUGCGCUGAAGAAGCAGGCGGCGCAGCGGCACGAGCUGCUGAGCAACGCCAAGCAGAUCCACGCCUUCAACCGCGACGCCGACGAAAUCGACAGCCGCAUCAGCGAGAAGAUGGCCAUGCUCUCCACAGAGGACUACGGCAAAGACCUCGCCAGCGUGGAGGCCCUGCAGCGCAAACACGAGGUGUUCACGCGCGACCUGGCUGCGCUCGGUGACAGCGUGGCCAGCCUGAGCGACGACGCUCGCCGCCUGUGCACGGCCUUCCCCGACAGCGCCGGGGACGUGCGGACCAAGCGCGACGCCGUGUCGCAGCACUGGGAGCAGCUGAGCAGCGCCGCCCGCCAGCGCAAGACCAAGCUCGACGACGCACACGACCUGCAGCGGUUCCUCAACGACCUGCAGAGCUCCACGUCCUGGAUUGCCGACAUGACGUCGCUCAUGUCUGUGGAGGAGACGGUGCGGGACGUUGCCGGCGCCGACGCGCUGCUGCAGCGGCACCAGGAGCGCCACGACGAGCUGCAGGCGCGCCAGGCAAACUUUAACGCCGUGGAGGAGUUUGGGUCGCGCCUCAUCCUGCGCGGGCACUACGCCGCAGAGGAGGUGAAGCAGCGGCUGGACGCGCUCAAGGGCGAGCGGGCGGCGCUGGACGAGCUGUGGAAGCGCAGGCAGCACGAGUUUGAGGAGGCCCGCGCCAUGCAGGUGUUCCUGCGCGACACGGAGCAGGUGGAGUCCUGGCUGGCGUCGCGCGAGUCUGCCCUGCGCACAGAGGACCUGGGCGAUUCCCUGGACACGGUGGACGCGCUGCUGAAGAAGCACGACGACUUUGAAAAGUCGCUCGCAGCGCACGAGGAGAAGACAGCGGCGCUGCAGCAGGCGGCCGCGCGCCUGGCAACGGAGGGCCACUCGCAGGCCGCGGAGAUCCAGGCGCGGUGCGACGCCGUGCUGGAGCGACGGGCGGCGCUGGUCAAGGCCGCAGCAGAGCGGCGCACGAAGCUCGAGGCGUCCAAGCAGCUGCAGGAGUUCAAGCGCGACGCAGACGAGGCCGAGGCGUGGAUGAAGGAAAAGCUGCAGGCCGCCACAGACGGCGCGUACAAGGACCCGACCAACCUGCGCGGGAAGAUCAAGAACCACGAGGCGUUCAAGGCGGAGCUGCAGGCCAACGAGAGCCGCGUGACAGCCGUGCAGGACGCCGGCGCGCAGCUGGUGCAGCAGGGCCACUACGCCACGGACUACAUUGAGCAGCGGCAGCGGGAGCUGGGCAACCAGUGGGCCACGCUGCAAGAGGAGUCUGACACCAAGGGCCAGCGCCUGGAGGAGGCGCACCAGCACCAGGAGUUCAGCCGCCGCGUGGACGACAUGGACGGGUGGUGCAAGGACGUGGAGAAAGCGCUCGCAUCGGAGGACCUUGGCCGCGACCUCAGCUCCGUCAAGAACCUCAUCAAGAAGCACCAGCUGCUGGAAGCGGACGUGGCGGGCCACCAGGAGCGGCUGGAGGCCAUCCAGCGGCAGGCAAAGGAGAUGAUGGACGCAGGCAACUUCCAGGCGGAGGCCAUCCAGGCGCGCGAGCAGGCGCUCACCACGCGCUACAACGCCUUCACGCAGCCCAUGCAGCGCCGCAAGCAGCAGCUCGAGGAGUCGUUGCAGCUGCAGAUGUUCCUGCGCACGCUCGACGACGAGCUGUCCUGGAUCAAGGAGAAGGAGCCCCUUGCCGCGUCCACCAACACGGGCAGCAGCCUCACCUCCGUGCAGAGCCUGCAGAAGAAGCACAACGCGCUUCUGGCCGAGCUCACGGGCCGAAAGUCGCACAUCCAGGAUGUGGAGAAGACGGCGCAGCAGCUGGUGGCUGGCGGGCACUACGCUGCGGAACAAGUGCGCCAGCACCGCGACGAGCUGCUGCAGCGGUGGCGCGCGCUGAACAGCACGGCGCAGCAACGGACCGUGGCGCUGGACCACGCCCUGCAGGUGCAGCAGUACCUGGCAGACGCCAACGAGGCGCAGGCGUGGAUGGCGGAGAAGGAGCCCGUGGUCACAAACGACAACUUUGGCAAGGACGAGGACAGCGCACAGGGCCUGCUGAAGAAGCACGAGGUGGUCGAGCAGGACCUGCGCGCGUACAAGGGUGACAUUGAGCGUUUGGCCGAGGACUGCCGCAAGUGCCAGCACCAGCAGCAACCAGCCACACCCAAGGCCAAGUCGAAGAAGCGUGUCAAGGCCAAGCACACGUUCGAUGCGAAGGCGGAUCCAAAGAAGCUGUCUGUCCAGAAGGGCGAGAUUAUUGCACUGGUGUCCAAGGACUCUGCAGAUUGGUGGCGCUGCGAGAAGGACGGGCGCGUUGGCUUUGUUCCAGCGGCCUUCCUGCGCGAAGUUGUCGCAGAGGUGGGCCCUGAACAAGCACAGCAGCAGCAGCAGCAGCAGCAGCAGCAAGCACAGCAGUCGACUGGCUCGCGAGCACAGGGACAGCAGAAGCGUGCGGACCCCGAGGUUAUUGCUGCUGUGACGGAGCGACAGAACGCGCUGGAGUCGCAGUACACGCAGCUGAUUGAGGCGGCGGCGGCGCGGCGCAAGCGGCUGGAGGAGACGCAGCAGCUGUUCCAGUUCAACCGCGAGCUGGACGAGGUGGAGUCGUGGAUGAACACGCGUGAGGCCGUGGCUGCCCAGGAGGACGUGGGCGCAGACCUGGAGCACAACGAGAGCAUCCAGAAGAAGUUUGACGACUUUGUCAAGGACCUGACGGCCAACGAGUCCCGCUUGCAGGUGGCGAACAAGCUUGCGGAUACGCUGGUGAAGAGCGGGCACUCCCAGGCGGCGGCGAUUGAGAAGCGGCGCACGGCGCUGAACGAGCGCUGGGCGGCCCUGCAGGCGCUGGCAACACAGCGGCGGGACGCGCUGCUGGCGGCACAGGAGGUGCACCGCUUCAACCGCGACGUGGACGAAACCAAGGCGCGCUUCAACGAGAAGGACGUUGUACUCUCCUCUGAGGACUAUGGCAAGGACGUCGCCAGCGUGGAGGCCCUGCAGCGCAAGCACGAGGCGGCCAUGCGCGACCUGCAGGCGCUGGAAGGAAAGGUUGCCGAGCUGCGCGCAGAGGCAGAGCGCCUGAGCACGGCGCAGCCGAGCAAGGCCGAGGGCGUGCGCGCCAAGCUGGCGGAGGUGGACCAGGGCUGGCAGGCGCUGCAGGACAAGGCGGCCGUGCGCAAGGACGCGCUUGCAGAGGCGCUGAGCUACCAGCAGUUCCUGAGCGAGCAGCGGGACCUGGCGGCGUGGCUGGCGAGCAUGCAGACGCUUGCCUCUGCAACGGAGCUGGCAAACGACCCGGCAAGCGCAGACGGCCUGCUGAAGCGGCACCAGGACGUGCAGACGGAGAUUGACGCGCGGCAGGAGGAGCUGGCCCGCCUGCGCGAGUUUGGCGAGAAGCUGGUGCAGCAGGGCCACAGCAAAUCAGGCGACAUCCAGGAGCGACUGGACGCCGUGAGGAGCAGCACAGAGGCGCUGGCACAGGCGAUGCAGGGCCGGCGGCAGCAACUGGAGCAGUGCGCGGAGCUGCAGGCGUUCAAGCGCAUGGCCGAGCAAGUGGAGGCGUGGAUCACGACGCGCGAGGGCCCGCUGGAGAGCGACGAUGUCGGCAGCACGCUGGACGGCGUGGAGGCCAUGCAGAAGAAGCACGCCGAGUUUGAGAACAGCCUGGCGGCGCAGAAGGAGAAGGUGCAGGAGGUGACUGCGGAGGCGGACCGCCUGGUUGCCCAGGAGCACUACGACGCCCUGGCCAUCUCCGACCGCAAGCACGCCGUGAGCGCGCGGUGGGAGCACCUGCUGGAGCUGUCUGACGCGCGCGGCAAGCGCCUGGAGCAAGCCAUGAAGGUGCAGCAGUUCUACCGGGACGCAGACGAGGCUGAGGCAUGGAUGGCGGAGCGGCAGCAGGUGGCGGCCGACCCGUCGUACCGCGACCCAAGCAACAUCCAGGGCAAGGUGCAGAAGCACCAAACGUUCCACGCGGAGGUGACGGCCAACGAGGGCCGCAUCUUCUCCGUGAUCAACGACGGGAAGCGGCUGAUUGGGGAGAGCCCGGACCACGCCACGCCCAUCUCGGAGCGCAUCGCCGAGCUUGAGCGCGCGUGGCGGGAGCUGUGCACCCAGUCGGAGGACAAGACGCAGAAACUCCGGGACGCGGAGAACCUGCAGCAGUUCAACAUUGGGCUGGAGGACGUGGACUUUUGGUUGUCUGAGGUUGAGCUGCAGCUCUCCUCACGCGACCUGGGCAAGGACCUACCCGCGGUGCAGAGCCUGCUGAAGAAGCACGAGCUGGUGGAGGCAGACAUCUCCUCGCACCAGGCGCGCAUUGAGGAGGUGAACCAGCAGGCGCAGGCGUUCGUGGACGCGGGCCACUUUGAUGCCGACAACAUCCGCGCGCGGCGGGAGCAGAUUGCUGCGCGGUAUGCGGCGGUGCAGGAGCUGGCCACGCAGCGCCGCACGCAGCUGCAGGCGUCGCUGCAGCUGCAGAAGAUUCUGCGCGACAUUGACGACGAGCAGGCGUGGAUCAAGGAGAAGGCGCGCGCCGCGGCGUCGGAGGACUUUGGCAAGGACCUCACCGGCGUGCAGAACCUGCAGAAGAAGCACGAGCACUUUGAGGAGGAGGUGCAGGCGCACGAGGGCAAGGUGCGCGGCGUGCUGGAUGCGGCCGCCGACCUGGUGAGCGCGGGCCACUACGCCGCGGACACCAUUGCCGAGCGCCGCACGCAGCUGGAGCAGGACUGGACGAGCCUGCAGGCGCAGAGCCGGGCGCGCGGGGCCAAGCUGCAGGAGGCGCUUGCGUUCCAGCGGCUGCGGGCGGACGUUGACGAGGAGGAGUCGUGGAUCAACGAGAAGCAGGCGAUGAUGACGAGCGUGGACACCAUUGAGACGCUCUCCGGUGCGCAGGCGCUGUCGAAGAAGCACGACGCGUUUGAGGUUGACCUGGGCGACCACAAGCAGCGCGUGCAGGAGCUGCUGACCAGCGGGCGCUCGCUCGUUGAUGCGGGCAACUACCAGGCUGCCGAGAUUCGAGAGAGCAUGGUGCGCCUGGAGGAGGCGCUGCAGGAGCUGACGCACGCCUCUGCCGAGCGCAAGGCCGCGCUUGGUGACCGCCUUGAGUUUCUGCGGUGCACGCGCGAGGCGGAGUCGAUCCAGGCGUGGAUCAAGGACAAGACCAUGUCGCCGGAGGAGCUGAACGACUUUGGAAAGGACCUGACAGCUGUGCAGGCGCUGCUGAACAAGCAGGACGCGUUUGACAGCUCCGUGUCGCUGUUCCAGCCACGCGUCGAUGCCUUCAAGGCCAUGGCAGAGCAGCUCAAGGCGAACAAGAACACGCACUCUGCUGACAUUGAUGCACUGCGGACGUCUGUUCUCUCGCAGUGGCAGCAACUCCUGGACACCGCCGCCAACCGCAGGAAAAUGCUGGUGAAGACGCAGACGACGUUCAAGGACAUUGACAAGCUGUUCCUUGAGUUUGCCAAGAAGGCGUCCCAGCUCAACUCAUGGCUGGAGAAUGCAGAGGAGGACCUCACAGACCCCGUGCGCGUCAACUCGCUAGAGGAGAUUCGCGCCCUCGCCGACCACCACUCGCGCUUCAUCCAGUCGCUGAGCUCGGCUGAGUCGGACUUUGAGGAGCUGCGCAUGCUCAACCAGCGCAUUGCGUCGUACACGCAGGCGCCCAACCCGUACACGUGGUUCACCGUGGACACGCUGCAGGAGUCUUGGGACAGCCUGCAGGCGGCGAUUGAGGAGCGCACGAAGGACCUUCAAGCAGAGAUGAAGCGGCAGGAGGAGAACGACGAUUUUAGGCGCAAGUUUGCCAAGCACGCCAACGAGUUCAACGCGUGGCUGGUGAGCACGCGCGCAAAGCUGGUUGAGGGCACGGGCACGCUGGAGGAGCAGCUGGAGGCGACGCAGCACUAUUACGAGCAGGUGCAGCAGAAGAAGAGCACGCUCAAGACGAUUGAGGACCUCGGGGCGCGCAUGGAGGAGAACCUGAUUCUGGACAACAAGUACACAGAACACUCGACGGUUGGGCUGGCGCAGCAGUGGGACCAGCUGGAGCAGCUUGGCAUGCGCAUGCAGCACAACCUGGAGCAGCAAAUCCAGGCCAAGAACGCCACGGGCGUCUCUGAGGAGCAGAUGAAGGAGUUUACAGACACCUUCCGCUACUUUGACAAGGACGGGUCUGGCUUCCUUGACCAUCAGGAGUUCAAGUCGUGCCUGCGCAGUCUCGGCUACUCCACGCUGGAGGUUGUUGAGGAGGGCGAGGCUGACCCUGAGUUUGAGGCGAUUCUGCGCACGGUUGACCCGAACAUGGACGGGCGCGUGUCGCAGGCGGAGUUUAUGGCGUUUAUGAUCAGCCGCGCGACGGAGAACGUGGAGUCGUCCAACGAGGUGAUCAACGCGUUCCGGGCCGCCGCGGGCAGCAAGCCGUAUGUGACUGUGGACGACCUCUCUUCCGUGCUCACGCCCGACCAAGUGGACUACUGCACGCGCCACAUGCCCGCAUAUGUGGACGAGAGCGGCAGGGAGGUUGCGGGUGCCCUCGACUACAGCCACUUUACCAAGAACAUCUUCGCCAGCUGAUGAGAAGAGAGAGGGAGGAGGCAGGGGAGCGAGGCAGAGGGAGAGAGCAGCUUUUCCCAGGCAAUGUGUGUUGUGUGUGUGUGUGUGUGCGUGUGGGUGUGCGUGCAUGAUUGUGGCUGGCUUGGACUUUCGCUGGUUGCAAUUCGCAGAGAAACGCGUGGGGAAAGGAGGGUGGGUGGGUUGGUGGUGGUGGUGGUGGUGAUG